Messenger RNA from Rubroshorea leprosula, 839 nucleotides. The record is from the annotation of a GenBank genome assembly. Lineage: Eukaryota; Viridiplantae; Streptophyta; Magnoliopsida; Malvales; Dipterocarpaceae.
CUCGAUUCCUUCCUUGGUUCUCUCUCUUUUUUUCUAGUAGAAAAAUAAUUAAGGAACGAAAGCUUUUGGGAAUUUUGCAGCCAAAUUGUUUAGUAUUUUGCUCGUGAUACAGUUUUGUAUUCCUCAGCAUUUGCAACCCUUUACACCUGUGCUGAAGUAUUUAGGAUCAGGAAAUGGUUAAAAGGUAUGGAGCGUUUUGAUGUGCAGGAAAUAUCAUGUUGCAGUGCAUAGAGGGAAUCAAGCGGUUAUUUGCUUCCCUACUGCGUUGCUGUGAUAUUGGUUUGUAUAAACAAUCAAGAGGCCUUGAAGAUCCUGAACUUCUUGCUAGAGAGAUUGUGUUCACUGUUAGUGAAAUAGAGCCACUUUAUGAGCUCUUCAAGAAGAUCAGCAGUGCUGUCAUCGAUGACGGGUUGAUUAAUAAGGAGGAAUUUCAGUUGGCAUUAUUCAAGACGAACAAAAAAGAGAGCCUGUUUGCUGAUCGGGUACUCUUUAUCUCUCUCAACUUCUUGUUUCUGUCUUUUGUUAAAUGUGCUUCACUGUACUGUUGUUGCACGUAUCACUAGCACUUUGACCUGUCUAUUGAUAAAUAAUCACCACCCUGUAACUGCUGUCACAACAUUUCUGAUUUGCUGCAGGUAUUUGACUUGUUUGAUAACACAUUAAUUACUUCAAAGCAGCAAUUUUACCUAGUUAAAAACAAGCAUAAACGUAUUCACAUAAAAACAAGGCAGUAACUGGAAAAAGAAAAAGGAAAAAUGAAAAUGCUGGAUGAAAUUCAUAUGAGAUUCCAGAAAUUAUCAUCACAGUGACCUGCCACAUAACAAACAAGGAUGUCAGUC